This is a messenger RNA of Megalopta genalis, 1168 nucleotides long. RefSeq lists its product as uncharacterized. Gene Ontology annotation, cellular component: nucleosome. Gene Ontology annotation, molecular function: DNA binding. NCBI's taxonomy places the organism in Eukaryota, Metazoa, Arthropoda, Insecta, Hymenoptera, Halictidae. The record is from RefSeq and is a predicted model, not a curated record. Gene Ontology annotation, biological process: nucleosome assembly.
UCGUCUACGAGUCACGCGUAGUUUCGGCCGAUUUGCAUUACGAUGCUUUUAACAAAUACCGUUAAAAUUUUCUCGUGACAAGCGUUGCUCCAACGACGCGUCAAACGUUUUCAAAAUUUCUCGUUAACGGAAACAAUAGAUUCGUAAAGAAAAAGAAUCAUCGACAAGGUUUCUAGCUGAACAUCUUGAAAAUUUUCGGUGCACGGAAUCUCUCGCGUCCGGAACGAAAUUAUUAUUAUUAGUAAUUCGGUGAUCGAUCGUCGGAAAUCACGCAAGACGGAUAAUGGGAAAACAGGCGCCGAAAAUGUCGGCCCGAGUGGUCAACGCCAUCAAGAAUUUAAGGGAGGUUCACGGAUCCACGUCGAAGGAAAUCAUGAGCUACAUCAUGUCACAAUAUAAUGCUCCGGUAUCAACUAUACAGAGACAGAUGCAAACGGCGUUGAAGCGCGGCCUAGACUACGGUAUUCUGAAGAGGCAGAACGGUCACUAUUACUUGAACACGGAGUCGAGGGUGCCGCAGAUGUUGGCUUCGAACACGCCAGCCGAGAGGAACGGGAGACGUCGCAGCAGACGUAGACGAAGUCGACGCCGAGGCAGACGACGUCGCCGCAGCAGAGGUCGCAGGUCGAGACGAAGGAGAAGCGGCCGGAGUAGGCCUGGCGGAAGGUCCAGGAAGGCGGGUUGCACCAAUUGCAGGUGCACGAGGAGGGCCAGGGAGCUGCAGAUCCUGAAGGACACCGUGGCCGGGCCACGGAACACAGAGGACGACGACGCGUACACGCGCAACAAAGACAGCGACGUCGAGCGUCGCAGCAAGAGUCGGGACCGCAGCGGAUCCCGUAGUCGAUCAUCGAUAAACAGCGAUCAAGAUGCCGCGACGGACGAUCGACAGGCGACUCAUGAUCAAGAUUAAUGCAGCUGAACAGCUCGGCUUAUGCCUCGUACCCCAGCAUCGUUAGCUGCGACAAUCUCUCAGCGCGUUGUCGGCGCCGAUCGACAUUCUCCGCGACGCUCCACCAACGAACUUGAUGGCGACCCAGACCCCAUGUUCUUUCGGCACCUCGGUUGAAAUCUUCGACGAUUGUAUAUACAUUCGCCACUGUCUCUUGUCAGUAUUUGUAAUAAAUUUAUUUUGUAGACAUAGCUCUGUAUUAAAAUUUUUUCAGUA